Messenger RNA from Aspergillus luchuensis, 465 nucleotides. RefSeq lists its product as uncharacterized. Lineage: Eukaryota; Fungi; Ascomycota; Eurotiomycetes; Eurotiales; Aspergillaceae. The coding region runs from base 1 to 465 and encodes 154 amino acids. Gene Ontology annotation, cellular component: mitochondrion. The transcript is spliced from 3 exons. The record is from RefSeq and is a predicted model, not a curated record.
AUGCUGUCCCAACGAAUCUUGGCCCGCCGCCUGCCUCAGGUGGCCGCCCGCUACACCGCGCCUCGCGCCUCAUUCUCACAGGUCCGGAGUCUCAAAGCUGCGGAGGUGGACGAUCCGUUGCAGAACAACAACUACCAGAACCCUCCCCGUGUUAAGCGCGCCUUCAGAGACCCCUACGGCGAUUGGUGGGACAAGCAGGAGAGACGGAACUUUGGCGAGCCCGUUCACGAGGAGAACGAAAUUCUCGGUGUCUUCAGUCCCGAACAAUAUACCCACGUCACGGCUCGCAAAGGUCUCCUCCAGGUCGGAGCCUUCGUCGUAACCUUCCUCGGACUGUGCGGUGUCGUCAGCAUGUUCUACCCCGACAAGCCCAGUGUUCCCAAGACCUAUCCCGAUGGCUUGGAGAAGGAGCUCGGUGGUCCGGGUGCUGCUCCGGCCCGCAAGUCCGACGAGGCUAGCUGGUGA